Molecule: messenger RNA, 740 nt
Organism: Spodoptera exigua (beet armyworm)
Lineage: Eukaryota; Metazoa; Arthropoda; Insecta; Lepidoptera; Noctuidae
Source: the annotation of a GenBank genome assembly
GGGGAGGGCGCGUACGGCGCGCGACUGGCGCGGCGCUUCCUGGACGCGCGCGAGCUGGAGAGGGACGCGCGCGCCCUCAUGAACCUCCACAACAACCGCGUCGGCAGGAAGGUGAGCCAGAUAGUGAAGGAGCUGGUCCGGCGCGAGUGCAAGUGUCACGGCGUGUCGGGGUCGUGUGCGGUGCGCACGUGUUGGCGCGCGCUGCCGCAGUUCCGCGCGGCGGCGGGCGCGCUGCGCGACCGGUACGACCGCGCCAAGCUCGUCGCGCUGCACGCGCUGCGCCGCGACACGCAACAACCGCCGCAUCACGCGCAUCUCGUGCUCGUGCGGAGACAGAAGCAGAACCCGGGCGUAGUGCGGGUGCCGCGCAAGUCGGACCUGGUGUUCCUGGAGCCGUCGCCCUCGUACUGCGAGCGAGACGACGCCGUCGGCUCCUUCGGGACGCACUUGCGGGUCUGCAACAGAACCUCCAGAGGGCCGGACGGGUGCGAGUCCCUGUGUUGCGGGCGCGGGUACAGCACGGUGCGGCGCGUGCAGGCCAGCAAGUGCCGCUGCCGCUUCCACUGGUGCUGCCGCGUCUCCUGCGAUACCUGCGUCGCCACCACGCACACACACCUCUGCAACUGAACGCCACAUUCUCAACACUUGUGAUAACAUCAUAAUAAAUAUCCUUUAAUACCACGUAGUUGUGCAAAAAUAAACCAACCCUUAAAGUGACACUUUAUUUUGAGAUAUUUGCG